Molecule: messenger RNA, 705 nt
Organism: Tachysurus fulvidraco (yellow catfish)
Lineage: Eukaryota; Metazoa; Chordata; Actinopteri; Siluriformes; Bagridae
Product: tumor necrosis factor receptor superfamily member 14-like
Exons: 5
Coding region: 16-690 (224 amino acids)
Biological process (GO): apoptotic process; positive regulation of peptidyl-tyrosine phosphorylation; positive regulation of cytokine production involved in immune response
Cellular component (GO): external side of plasma membrane; membrane
Molecular function (GO): protein binding; transmembrane signaling receptor activity
Source: RefSeq, a predicted model, not a curated record
GCUCCCCCAUCUGCCAUGCGUUUAUAUGCCGUGUAUCCAGUAAUACUGAAGCUCAUUACUGUAAUGAGCUGCACAGCAUGCAACACUGCAGAGUAUGAAAUUCAUGGAGAAUGCUGUCCAAUGUGUGCUCCUGGUCACCAUGUGCUUAAACACUGCAACAGUCAGUUAGGCACACAGUGUAAAACGUGCACUGGAUCAACCUACACUGAUGCCCCGAAUGGACUGACGGCAUGUCUUCCCUGUGCUGUGUGUGAUGAAGGUAAUGGAUUACAUGUAAAACAUAAGUGUUCGUACACUUCAGAUGCACACUGUGAGCCUAUGACAGGAUAUUAUUGUAUAGAAACUCAGGGUGAGAGCUGCAGAAAAGCCCAAGAGCACACCACCUGCCUUCCUGGGCAAUACACCUACCAGAAUGGAACAUCAUUGAUGGAUACAGUGUGUAAGGACUGCUCAGAGGAGACAUAUUCAGAUGGUUCAUUUAUGCACUGCAAACCACAUACAAAAUGUGAGUCUUUGGGGCAGAUAACAAUCACACAGGGAACACAGUCAAGUGAUGCAGUGUGCAGUCAUAAACCGUCACAUCUGGGCCUCAUCAUUGGGAUUUUGGUGCCAUCUCUAUUGGUGCUGGUCAUCUUGCUUAUCGUUUUAUUUUGGGUAAAAAAUAUGAAAAAUUCAUCAUUUUACCUGUGAAUAAACAUUUUAUAU